This is a messenger RNA of Hemibagrus wyckioides, 1721 nucleotides long. It is a transcript of the gene crb3a, whose product is annotated as crumbs homolog 3a. The record is from RefSeq and is a predicted model, not a curated record. The coding region runs from base 475 to 783 and encodes 102 amino acids. Lineage: Eukaryota; Metazoa; Chordata; Actinopteri; Siluriformes; Bagridae. The transcript has 4 exons.
AUGUGACCAGCAGUGGGAAUUUAGGAGGAAGACUGCAGAGGAGCGGCGGCGGUAAUAAAGGCGCGAUGACUGAUCGAGUGAUCUCGACAUGGCCGUCGGUGUGUAACGGACUGCUGCAGUUUUCCGCUCGGCACGAGAGAAGGAUAAAGGUUUAAAAAAAAAAAAAGAAACACUUGACCAACGCCGUGAUUUGACGCUAAAAAAGAAAUUGGUGCGCGCGCACUCCGGCGGCUCAGUUAAGGUGAAGCGGAAGCGACCUGCGCUCUGGACUGAUCUGGAUGGAGCUCCGUGUCUGAAUCACCGGAAAGGCCCGAGUGUGACCGGAGAGAGGGGAGAAAGUUUUACAGGAGAUUACAGCCGUUGCUGUGCUGAUAUUCAUUCAGCCCCAGCAUGGUGUUCUCCUCACUGCUGUCCUGAGUGUGAGUGCCGGACUGUCGGCGUCUCGGAGGGUCCAGACACACAGGAGAGAGCACCAUGACGGGAUUCACGACGAGCGGCGAUCUGCUCCAGCGUCUCGGAAUCGAGAAUUCCACUAUGCAGGCGAACACCACUGACUCUCCGGUCCCUCCGGAUCAGGGAAACAAGAUCGUCGAGAUCGUCGUGCCAAUCGUGGUGAUCCUGGCGCUCAUACUGAUAGGAGUCCUGGCCUUCCUGUUGUGCACGGUGAGGAAGAAGAGGCAGACGGAGGGAACGUACCGGCCGAGCGCCGAGGAGCAGACGGGGACACGCGGCCCCGAGGCACCCAACGCCCUCAAACUGCCUAAAGAGGAGAGACUAAUUUAAAGACGCUCGGACUCACCGAACAUUUCACAGAACGAUUCUUUGGAAUGAAUCACGGAAGCACGCGGGUGUGUAACGUAACGCCUGUCGAAGAGCGUCCCAGCGGAUGGCUGUUUCUUGUUACGCUUAAAAAAAACCCACACACACCACACACACACACACCCGUCAUUCUCUCCGGUGACAGAGGAAAGAGCCGCAACCCACACCUUCACGGUUAAUUAACCCACGAACCGAACCUGAAAUCCAGGAUCUGAACUGAACUGAAUUAGAGCUUGGGGCUGCGAUUACUCUGGAAGUAGCUGGAUGUUUGUUCAUCUGCCUUCAAGGACGAGACUUUUGUUUGCGAAGUCUUGCUUUUGCUUGCUGCUGUUUGCUGUAAUUCAAUUUUUUUAAAGAUAUAGAUAUAUAUUUUUAAAAAAGAUUUUAUCAACGUUUUAUUCAGAACGUUUUCUAAUGUUAUUUUUAGGUUAGGGUUCAAACACUAGGAUUUUUUACCACAAGUGAUUAUUUACCUCAAAAUGAGUCGCGAACCUGAUUUUCCGGAAUGGUCCAGCAAUCACAUGGCACUUGGGUUUCAGUCAACGAUGAAUGUACUUGAAAUGUAAACGUUGUUAUAUUCCAAAAAAUUCAAUUCAAGUGUAAAUGAUCUGCUGGAAUUUUAUGCAGAUGAUAUGUCCGGUCUUUUGAUCUUCAUUUUAUCUGAUUCGCGUAAAUGAUUUUUAAACGCUGUGAACACGAAGAAUGCACGGCUAAUUAAAAAUAAAUAAAUAAAUAAAACAAGGUAGGCUUGAUUCUGAUGGUUAAAAACAUGCAAAUCUGAUCAAGAGAAAAAAACUGAUAGGAGUGGAUCCUGCUGGUUAAAGACAGCAUACGGCAUUUAACACACAGAAGUUGUAUGAAUUUCUACAAUGGCAAAUAUUAAAUUAUAAUUUAAUAAUGAA